UCUCAUCAAGUCCGCCUUUAUCUUUUUCAUCUUGUGUUUUUUCUUUGCUUUUCUGUCUGCUUAAAGCCUGACUCUUCAAAAAGUCUUUCCCUGUGUAACCUGGUCAUGGAGGAAACCCCAAACAGUGGGUCAUCAGAAGAUAUUAACAGAUCUCAAACUAAUCUAGGUUCACUCAGCUGGGGCCUAGAUGUUAGCACGCCCAGUGUCAGCCAGGAAAUUACUGCAGGCGGUUCUUUGCUUUUCCAUGGGGCAGAGCAAACCUCAAGUGAAUCCAUGGGUACUCUGCCUGCUAGUGUUUGGCCUGCAGUAGGUGAGCAGGAGGAUUCUGCACCAGGGUCAGCUUCUGUAAACGAAAACCAGAGGACUUCACUGGAGGACCAGUUGGAUGCCAAAAAUGUCCCGUGGGAAGAUGUGGUGACCAAUCAGCCUUUAGAGAACAUAACCAGUUUUGAGACACCCAUCCUGGGAACUGAUAGCUUGUUGGAUGAACCCCUCCCAUGUGAUGUGCAAAAGGCAGAGGAAGAGCGUGAGGAAGACGAGUGGGCAGGUGUCAAGCCAAGUGAAAAGGUAGAGACCGGAGCUAACUACAAGGAGGUAGAAGGUACAGAGGAACUGGAAGAGCGAGGUUGUGAAACCAAAGGAAACAGUGAGGCAGAAUUUCACGAGGGUUUAGCAAAAUCAGAUCUUGAAGUUUUAGUCAGCACAGAGGUAGAAAAUUUACAUGUGCUUGAAGAUGAUGAUGGGAAUACUGGGAGAGCUAGUGGUGCUAACCUAGAAAACCCUAGAGAAGAAGAAUUCAAACAGGUCCGUGUCACUGAGGAGACAGAUGGAGAAAUACCAUUGUUGAGCACAGGGCUGGAAAGUGCAGACAAGGUAUUAGUGUACAACUGUAAAACUAUAGAAAGCACUGACACUGAACCUGAGAGAAUCCUUGCUGUCUGGGAUCAGGACCAUGAAAGAAUAUCUGAGGGUGCCUUAGACCAAGCUGACAGUGGUGCUGGUGAGAAUACAUCCACAGAGUGUAUAAACAUGAGGGCACGUGCUGACCUACAGAUAACUGACCACACAGAAAAGUACUCUACAGAUACUGUGAGCAAUCUGUGUCACGCUGAAUUAUUCAGUGCAGAAGAGUCUGGUAAAGGAACUGAAGACAACAGCAUCAGCCACCUCCCAAAUGGUAGUUCUGGUACUGAAGGUCAAGCUGCUGCUGGAAACCAGUGGGCAUUGCAGCCCAAGACAGCUGAUGCUGUUAGCACAAGCUGUGGUAAUCCUUGCCUAGAUAAUGCAGAAGACCAAGUGACAGAUAGCCAAGCCAAUGGACUGGAUAAUUGGCCCUUUUUCCCCAAACAGCAAGGCUCAGAUGAAGGUAACAUGGAAAAUAUUUGGUUGGGCAUUAGUAAUAAAUGGUCUACAGAAGACUUAGGUACUGAUAACAGCUGGGGAGAAGUAGGUGGAAGCACAGGUGAUAAAAUUCAGGAGACACCAGUAAAACAAGGUCAUCCUGGGGAGCAGGCAGGCAUUAACAAUCCUGGACCGAGCAAGGAGAUAGCUAGACCCUUGGCUCUGUUUCAAAUGGGAAAUUCCAGAAAUGCUAGCACCGAGAGUUCAACUAGUCCUAAAGACAAUGAGACCAACAACUCAGAUUUAUCUGAAGAUGAAAUUGCUAACCGGAGAUAUGGAUUGUUGUACCAGGAAAUUGAGGCUGAUAAAGAAGAGGUACCUACCCCAGUGUGUAGCCUAGUCUAGACAAAGAGUUCCUUAGGCCAUGCAUAACCUUGUCUUUUAAAAACAUUCCAUUUGUGUGUUUCCCACUGCCCUCCCUAAGCCUGUGCUAUUCUUUUUUUGAAAAACUGCCUUGCAACUGUUCAUAGUGUGGUGCCCUUCAGCCGUGUAAUGAAGCAGG
This is a messenger RNA of Empidonax traillii (willow flycatcher), 1903 nucleotides long. RefSeq lists its product as uncharacterized. The coding region runs from base 106 to 1746 and encodes 546 amino acids. The transcript has 2 exons. Lineage: Eukaryota; Metazoa; Chordata; Aves; Passeriformes; Tyrannidae. The record is from RefSeq and is a predicted model, not a curated record.